UUCCACAGUUUGAAGAAAGAACAUACAGCGAACGGUUAUGGUGUCAGAAUCUUUAAUAAAGAACAAGGCGUUGCGUUUAUUCGAACAAAUAUGAAAUGUUCUUCAGUACGGAUCCUGAAAGUGAGAGUGAAAAUAAAAGAGACUUACGAGGGGCUUUUUCUGACACAGAAGAUUACUUGGAUCAUGGACUUGUGUCUUCUGUGAGAUGUGCAAGCAGAACGUCUUCCAUAGGUUCCUGGUCUGAAUGUUUAAAGCCUUCUUUUACUCAAAAACUUACUUUUCGAUCUGUUUUAGAAGGCGAACCAGCAGUUUUUCGUUGCAAGUUAGUAGCUUGUCCUUUACCAAAAGUUUCUUGGUUUCACAACAACAAACCAAUCUGUAAGGAUUCUCGACGAACGAUUAAAACAGAUAGUGACAUGCACAUUCAUAAUUGCAGCUUGUUAAUUAAAAGCGUAGAGGACAGGGAUUCUGGAAGUUAUCGCAUAUUUGCUAUCAAUAGUGAGGGUUCUGCAGAAUGUACUGCUUCUUUGCUUGUUGCACUUAGAGAGGAACAGAACCCCAAGUAUUUAGACUUUGUUAGAUAUUCAGAGAAAACUCAUGAAAGCAUUGAUUCACUUGUUCAGAAAAGAAGGGAAAGCCGAUUAAAGGUUGACCUUAAAUGUGUUGGUUCUCCUUUUGAUAAACGACGGGAAACUCAAAUUUUGCAUAGCCAAUAUCCAAAAAAGGGUUUAGUUAAGACGAUAAGUUUUGAAAGACUCUACUCUCUUGAUUCAUGUGAGAGAAGGCGUGUCAAGAGACAGGAUUUAGGUGAAAACGUUUUAGACAAGGAAAUACAAAGAAAAUUAAAUCUUCUUCGAGAAUUAAGAAAAUCAAAAAGGGGGAGUAGAACUCUUUCCCAGUCAUCUUCUGAUGCAUAUUCUGAUGCUGACCUUGAAUCUCUUCUAAGUGACACUAGUUCUACAACUAGGCUCACUUUGACUGAAAGAUUAAAUAUUGGAAUCCCUAGAUCUCCUGAAACUGCAGACAUGAAAGAAAACCUCAGCUCUCGCUUCCAUGGGGAAACGUUGGGAGACCAUUUUAUAAAUUCAUCAGUACCUCAGAAGAGUUCAGAUGAAAUUAAAAUAUUUAUCUCAGAAAGCACUGAUAUAGUUGGAAGAGGUGAUUUUUCUGAUGAUUACUUGAUGCCUACAACCGAGAAGAAAGCUGACUUGCCUUUGGUUAUUCAAAGAAAACCAGAAUACAAAGUAGACUGGACUGACGGUAGAGUAUUUACUAAACCUGAUGAAGUAUAUGAAAGACACCAAGAUAGAGCACUAAAUCCUUCUCCUGGUAGAUCGAACAUACAGGUAAAGCUCACUGAAACCAGCUUAGACAGUUUAAGUCUAUGUGAAGGAAUUAAACAGCAUAUUGCAGUACCAGACAGCAAAGCUCCUGUAAAUGUUCUUUCUGAAAUAUAUACACAGGACUUUGAAGAUCAGAUGACAAAGGAACGUCUACAUUUGGACAUUAAAGAUAAAUCAAAUGUUGGAAAACUGGAUGAUUUUAAUUUUAAUUCAAAGAUCAUAGCAAAAAGUCCCAAAGCAGAACAUACUGAGGGAGAAAUAUAUUUUAAAGAAUCCAGUCCAAUUAACAAAUCCUUAAGCUUUAAUACCCAGCAAAAAGAUUCUCAUUUAGUAGGAAUCUCACCACAAAUAAAGGAAGAAAAGUUUUCUGUGUCUGAUGAAGUAUACAGUGUUCCCCAUCAAAUCAGGAUGAAAGAAGAUGACCAGAAGGAUGAGACUAAUUUUCGUAUUCUGAAAGAGUCAAAAGUUGCACAAAGGGACAGUUUUUACAACAGACCCUUAAAAAACAUUAAUGACCCUACAGAGAAAGGGGAUGUAAAGAUACACAUUCAAAAGCACGAUCCAAUUAGAUCUCGUUUCAUAACAGACACUCCUGAAAUUAGUGCCUAUUCAGCAAAACAUUAUGAAAAAGACAAUGAAAUUAAUUUGUACCAAAAGGCUUCACUAAGUGAAAAAGAAGCGACAAAAAAGAAGUAUAGCAAGUUUCAAAUUCAAAAGGAGGAAAUAAAAUAUAAAGAGGUGACUUUGGAAUCAGCAAAGCUAUUUUCAUAUGAUGAACCUACCACCACAAGAAAUUUUAAGGAACUAUGUGGAUCGGAUUUAUUGGUAACAUCUAAACCAAGAAUUCGUAAAGAAGAGAGUAUAAGUGAGGUUGACAAAGUCAUGUUUUUUGAUGAGUGUAUGCAAAAAGAUAUCAUAGAGAAGGAAAAUAAUGCCAUGCAAUUUGAUAUCCAAGAAAGAACACAGCUUGAGGGAAAAGAUUCAUCUUUUAGACCUUCAUUUUAUACCAAAUCUGAUUCAUUAGAAAAAAAGGUGCAAUUGGAAUCAGCAAAACUAAUUUCACAUUAUGAACCUACUGACACAAGAAACUUUAAGGAACUACAUGGAUCUGAUUUAAUGGUAACAUCUGAACCAAGAAUGAAGAUAGAAGAGAGUAUAAGCGAAGUUGACAAAGUCAUGUUUUUUGAUGAGAGUAUGCAAAAAGAUAUCAUAGAGAAGGAAAAUAAUAUCAUGCAAUUUGAUAUUCAAGAACGAACACAGCUUGAGGGAAAAGAUUCAUCUUUUAGACCUUCAUUUUAUACCAUAUCUGAUUCAAUAGAAAAAAAGGUGCAAUUGGAAUCGGCAAAACUAAUUUCACAUUAUGAACCUACUGACACAAGAAACUUUCAGGAACUACAUAGAUCUGAUUUAAUGGUAACAUCUGAACCAAGAGUGGAGGAAGACAAGAGUAUAAGUGAAGUUGAAAAAGUCAUGUUUUUUGAUGAGUGCAUUCAAAAAGACAUCAAAGAGAAGGAAAAUAAUAUCAUGCAAUUUGAUAUUCAAGACCAAACUCAGCUUGAAGGAAAAUAUUCAUCCUUUAGACCUUCAUUUAAUACCAUAUCUGAUUCAUUAGAAAAAGAGGUGGAAUUAAAAUCAGCAAAACUAAUUUUAUAUGAUGAACCUACUGACACAAGAAACUUUCAGGAACUAUGGAGAUCUGAUGUAAAGGUUACACCUGAACCAAGAAUGAAGAUAGAAGAGAGUAUAAGCGAAGUUGACAAAGUCAUGUUUUUUGAUGAGAGUAUGCAAAAAGAUAUCAUAGAGAAGGAAAAUAAUGCCAUGCAAUUUGAUAUUAAAGAUCAAACACAGCUUGAGGGAAAAGAUUCAUUCUUUAGACCUUCAUUCAAAACCAUAUCUGAUUCAUUAGGAAAGGAGGUGGAAUUAGAAUCUGCAAAACUAAUUUCAUAUAAUGAACCUACCGACACAAGAAACUUUCAGGAACUAUGGGGAUCUGAUUUAAAGGUUAAAUAUGAACCAAGAGUGAAGGAAGAAGAGAGUAUAAGUAAGGUUGACAAAGUAAUGUUUUUUGAUGAGUGUAUGCACAAGGAUAUCAUAGAGAAGGAAAAUAAUGCCAUGCAAUUUGAUAUUAAAGAUCAGACACAGUUUGAAGGAAAAGAUUCAUCCUUAAGACCUUCAUUCAAAACCAUAUCUGAUUCAUUAAGACAGGAGGUGGAAUUAGAAUCUGUAAAACUAAUUUCAUGUGAUGAACCCACCAACACAAGAAAUUUUCAGGAGCUACAUGGAUCUGAUUUAACGGUAACUUCUGAACCAAGAAUGAAGGAAGAAGAGAGUAUACGUGAGGUUGACAAAGUCAUGUUUUUUGAUGAGUGUAUGCAAAAGGAUAUCAUAAAGAAGGAAAAUAAUGCCAUGCAAUUUGAUAUUCAAAAAUUUGAAAAGGAAAAAGAUUUAUCUGUUAGACCUUCAUUCAAUACCAUAUAUGAUUCAUUAGAAAAAGAGGUAGAAUUAGAAUUACCAACAUUAAAAGAAACUGAAUUUUCAACUAUUACUAAUAUUCAAAUGGAAACUAAGACAAAAACUGAUAACUAUAUAAGUGAAAAGUCUUUUCGAGCAUCAUCCAAACCCUGCACACCUAUGUUUACAUCUGACAUUGACUCGCAAGAAGUGUUUGAAGGUGAAAGAUGCUCUUUCAUUUGCAAUUUUCGUGGUUAUCCACAGCCAACUGUCUCCUGGUACAAUAAUGACAUAUCAAUACCUCGUAAUGAAGAGUAUGUCAUUACAACAACAGAAACAAGCUCAACGUUGACAUUUAUUUGUGUUCGUGCUCACCAUCAAGGAUCCAUAACUUGUGUAAUAUUCAACCAGUAUGGAACAGACACAACAUUUGGACAGCUAAAAGUCAAAACAAAAGAAAGUGAAAACUGGGAUGAGGCUGAAACUUUGAUUAAAUGUGAGGUACUUAUAACUAAACAUUUAACAGAAAGUGAUGAGGAAGAGCUUGUAUCCUUACUGGAAAAUAAUAAAGAAAAGCAAAAGUUUGAUCGUGAUGUAGAUAGGUUUAGCUUGCAGGUCCCACAGGCAAGUUGUGAUAAACCUUGUACAUUAGAAGACUCAUCCGCAUUUCCAGUUGAAAUUAAAAUAACAGCACCAACUCCUGUUCCAGAAUAUGAGGAAGAAUUAAAAGAAAGUGUUCGGAAUGUUGAAAGUUCUACAGAACCUUCAUCUGUGGAUAAUAUAGCUCAAAAGAUGAAGCAUAAGUUUAAAUUUUCGUUUGAUGUAGCUGUGGAAGCACCAAAGUUAAUAAAGGGAGUCAAAAAGCAAACAAAAUGCAAAGAAGGGGAUUGCACUUUCUUAGAAUGUGUCAUAUCGGGGGAUCCUGACACUUUGAUUGCUUGGUAUUAUAACAAUGUUGAACUCAAGAAAUCUGAUAAAUACAAUAUACAAGAAACAAAUGGAACAUACAAACUUUCUAUCAAGGAUGUUAGUAAACUGGACAUUGGGCACUAUAAAUGUGUUGCGACAAACAGAGCUGGGACAAUUGAAAGUGAGUCUGAAUUAAUAGUUGAUGAUGCAGCUCAGGGUUAUAAAACUCAACAAGUGGAAAUUACAAAAGAUAUGAAAACGGAUAAUAAAAUAAUGAAGAUGGACAUAACACAAGCUGGUAAUGAACCUAAGGACAUGGAAUCACGUUUUUGUCAAAACGCCAAUAUUGAUAUUGUAGAGAAAGUGGAUAAUACACAAGGCUUUCAACCUUUAAGCAAUGUUUUUCAAGAUGAUUUGAAAAAACAUAUGCCUGGUAUUGAACAGAUAGACGUUAAAACAAGCCUUGAUUUAUUUAAAGAAGAAUCAAUGUCUAAGGUUCAGCAUACAAGUGAAAUACCAGCAGAACCCAAAGUAAAGGGCACAGAAUCCAAUAAUAUUAAUUACUGUUCAAAAAUGCAAGAGACUGAAUUCACUGAGGCAAACAAACAAUUGCCAACAAUACCUAAAAGAAGACACUCUUUCGUUAAAAAACAAUCUACAACUGUCGAUGAAAUCAAGCCACCAUUGAAAGAGACAGCUGUAGAAACUGUUGCCGGUGAAAGAACAGAAUUGCCAGUAGCACCAAGAAGAAGGCGAUCUGUGGUAAAAUCUAAAUCUGAAACACAGCUUGAGAUCAAAACAAUGACAGAGGGUUUUAUACAGAUUACUGACAAAGGGCAAAAUCUGGAGAAUAAAAGUGAGGACACAAAGAAAGAGCUACCCACAGUGCCAAAAAGGAGGCGAUCUAUAGUAAAAGCUAAAUCUGGAAUAGACACUGAAAGCACACAGAAUAAAGAAGAAAUUGUUAAUUUAGUAAAAGGCUCUUCUCAGUUUGAAACUAGUAAAACUGAUACUAAAUUGGUCGAAAAAAUUCAGUUAUCCAAAGAAUCAGCAUAUGGGGAACAAAUCCAUGCUGCCUCAGAAAGUGCAGAUAUUGGGGUGAAACCUGGUUAUGGAAGUGAAACACAGAGUACAGGGCAUCUAUCUGACUUUCAAGAUGCAAAGUCCAAGUUUAGAGCUUUGGACAAAGGAACACCAGUAACAAAAGACAUAAGUCAAACCUCAAGUUUAGAAACAAAAGUAAAUCUCGAUGAUAUAGGUGGAAAGGACCUUUUAGAUGGCAAGUUAAAGUUACAGUUGAAUGAACUAACUAAAAAGGAUGUCAAACAAGAAGCGCAAGUCGGCAGAUCAGAAAGUGAUAUUCAUAAACAAGAGAUAGCCUUAAGUGUCUAUAAUAAUGAAAAUGUUUUAGGAUAUCUUGAACCUCCUCCUGAAGACAUUGAGACAGAGCCAAGAGACUUUCUAACAGAAUACCUAGUAAGUGCAGGGAAACAUGAAGUUUUAUUACCACAAGAGGUCAAAAGCCCAUCAGAGAAUCAAAAAGGACAAAUAACUGAACUGGAAGUUGAAGAUGUGACUUUCAAUGCCUAUUAUGAUUUUUACAAGACUCGGUCAUUAAUUGACCGUUCAUUGUCUCCAGAAUCAGAAAUGUCAAUUGAAGCUGCUUGCUGCUCUAGUGAUGAAGUUUUAGAUCAAGAUCACUUUUAUACACCACUUCCCUCAGUCGAAGUUCAGUCUCCUUUAAGUGACUCAUUUGUUACGCCAGCCAGUUCUCCUGAACGAUAUUUUACACCAGUUGAACACACAUUCUAUUCUAAUGAUGGAGAUGGGCUGAAAAAGUAUGAAUGUGAUACUACAGUGGCAAAAAGUAUAGAUAUAUCAUACCUUUCUGGAUCCUCAAAACCGGAAGACUACUAUGUAGACAACAUAAGAUCUCAUAAUCCUGGAGGAGAAGCAAAUGAAAUGGGAAUGCCUCCUGCGUUUAUUAAGCCACUGCCUAAAAGGUGUAUAUAUGAAAAUACUACACUAUGUUUUGCUGUGGAAGUUGUUGGUGUUCCCUUACCAGACAUAAAAUGGUACAGGAAUUUAUCAUUACUUGCAAACUCAGACAGAAUUAAAAUAUCGAGGGAAGGUCAUUUCUACAUAUUUGAAAUGCACAAUGUUCAAAUAAGUGAAGGAGGAGAAUAUUCAUGUGUUGCCUCAAACACAUUAGGAGAGGCAAGAACUACUACUCAGGUUGAUAUUUUACCUCAUGAUGGCAGAUCAGUUGCUUUACCACCACCUGUGACACACCAGCAUGUUAUGGAAUUCGAUAUGGAACCACUUCAUACUUCACGAUCACCUUCCCCUCAAGAAAUUCUUUUAGAAGUUGAGCUGGAUGAAAGUGAGGUCAAAGAUUUUGAGAAGCAGGUAAAGAUCAUAACAAUACCUGAAUUUUCACCUGAUAAUAAGAGCAUGGUUAUUUCUCUUGAUGUUCUUCCUUUGGUAUAUGAUGAGCAGCUGUCAUCCAUAUUCACAAGAGAUAAUGAAGAUGUUAAAGUUAAUUUUGAAGUCCCAGAGAAGCCACCAUACUUUGUGCAACCACUGAGGGAUUUGCAUGUUGCAGAAAAGUCAGAUGCAGAAUUUAAAUGUUCAGUUAUGGGACUUCCAAAACCAUCUGUGACCUGGUUUAAAGAAUAUAUAAAGAUUUCCCCAGAUACUACAAAGUAUCUUAUUAAGGAGGAUGGCACUCAUCAAAGUCUUUUAAUCCGUGGUAUUAGCAUGUCUGAUGUUGGAUUUUAUACAUGUAAGGCAGCAAAUCAUUUUGGAGAUGUAACGUGCAAAGCUAUGCUAACUGUUACAGACUUGGAUUCAGUCGCUGAAAUAGAGAAAGUGGCACAAUUGCCAGAUAUAUCUUUGGAAGGUGCAACAAGCAUGCCUUGCAAUUAUGAUUUAAUUGUAGACAACACUGCUCUAGAUCCCAAUCAAUCAGAAAUUCAACUUGAGUUUGAAUUUGAGGGUAAUGGUAAUGAUGCUAAUAGAGCUCUAGAACUUGUGGCCAUAAGCAACAAUGAACGUGAAGAGGAUGGAAAGAAAUGUAUAGAUGUAAACUUUGAUGUUUUUGCUAAGCCUUCUUUGGAGAAAGACAUACAAUUCAAAUCUAAGGGCUCUGAUAGUUGUUGUUUUGAAUUUCAGAUUACAGAGUCACCCCCCAAGUUUAAAAAAGUGCUUUCUGAUUUAGCUAUUCAAGCAGGAGAAACAGCUUGUUUUCAAUGUUUAGUUAAUGGAUCUCCAGUUCCAAAUGUGGCUUGGUAUAAGAAUGACAUAUUACUUCAUGGUGAUAGGUACAAUACUAAAGAAAAAACACCAGGGUGUCACCAGCUUGAGAUCGGCAAUGUUAUCCUUAGCGAUGAGGGUCAGUACAAGUGUGUAGCAUCAAAUGAAGGAGGAACUGCAGAAACAAGUGCAUUUUUAAAAGUUUCAUAAAUACUUUGCUUGAUUUAUGGCGGACCCUUCUGAGAUGACAAAACCUUCACUGCCACUUUAGAGAUAUUCUUUUUGCUUGCUUACUGUGAAUAUUGAUGGCUAGAAUUAUGCAUUUGAUGCAGUGUAUAUAAGUAUGUUAUGCUACAAUUCACCUUAUCAAGCUGCAGUAUGUCUAUGUUAUCUGUCUUUACUCAGUCUGUUCAUAAUCAAUCCAUGUUUUAUUUUAUUCUAUGCUUUAAAAAUAAAAUGUAUAGCUGAAAUGUGAAAUGCUGAAAUUUGUUAAACAAUGCUAUAUAAUAGAAUCUACCUAUGUACUGUAUGAAGCUUUUUGAUGAUAUUUAAUAAGCUAGCAGUAUAUUACUUAUGCUUAAUUCAUAAACACACAUUUAGAUUUAAUACUAACAUUCAAGAAUCUGAGAAUUUUUUAGUACAAUGAUAUGAAAUGCUGAAGUAAAGGGAAGGCACAUUGUGUAAAGCAAACACAAUUGUUUUUAUAAUAUAUAAAGACAGAAUUUGGAUGUUCAGUGCUCAGUAGCGCAGUAGCACUAAAACAUACACUGUGAGCAUGUACUAUUAUUUACUCAUUUUUAAAUUGAGACAUAUACCAUAUUUUCCUAUUAUCUACUUAAACCAGUUUUUGAACCAAUGAGGAAACAUUAUAUUAUGGUACAGGAUGGAAACAAAAUUACUUCUAGUUCAGUCCAAAAUAUGUUACAACAUUCUCAUUCAUAUUAACAACACCUGAUGCAUUAACUGUAUGGAUUAAGGUAACAGUUGUGUAUGUUGUAGUUCCACCCCAAUGUUUACAAUAUUUGAUUAUUUGUCACGUUUAGUGAUGGGUGAAAUUUUUUGGCAGACAUGGAUUUGCAGCGAAUUUCCGAGUUUCACCAUAAGCGGAUUUUUUUCACAAAAGUUCACUGUGGGAAAAUUCUCCAUGUGACAAAAAAUUGUUGCCUGUGUAAAAAUAAAUAGUUGCGUGUGUCCAAAAAAUGACGCACGUAAAAAAAAAAAAUUUGACCCACACAAUAUUUUUUCGUCGUUUUGGCAAAGCGAAACAGGACAGAUUCGUUGAUCACUAGUCAGGUUAAUUUAUCAAAUAAUCAACAUACACUGAUCAAUAAACAAGACUGAACAAGGUGCAAUGCAUAACUCCAUAAUCUGGCCCUGUGUAAAGUUUCCUUACUAGUGAUGAGCAAAUGUGUCUUGUUUUGCUUCAGCGAAAAAUUAGCAAAACGGCAGAAAAAUUUGAGAAAAAAUGAAAAAUUUGCGAAACACAUUUGUCACAGACAACUUUUUUUGACACGACUAAAAAUUGCCAUGCGACUAAUUUUUCUGUGGCAAAUUUUUGUUGAAGUUUUACAAAACAAUUGGGCGAUGGCAAAAUGUGGAAAUUCGCUGCAAAUCCAUGCCUGCCGAAAAAAUUCGCUCAUCGCUAUUCCUUACUGAACUUGUAUGCUUCAUACAUCAAACUAAUUUAAACUUGCAUUUGUAUUGUUUUCUAAAUUUUAGAGAAUUUUAAGGUUUUGUUUUCUAUGUAAGUUUAUGUAACCCUUUAUAGAUUUCAUUAAGAUUAAUGUUACAAUUGAAGGUUGCCUGUUACUUGCAAAAUAAAUUAAAAGAAACAAAUACUA
Molecule: messenger RNA, 9799 nt
Organism: Xenopus tropicalis (tropical clawed frog)
Lineage: Eukaryota; Metazoa; Chordata; Amphibia; Anura; Pipidae
Product: muscle M-line assembly protein unc-89
Exons: 2
Coding region: 96-8168 (2690 amino acids)
Biological process (GO): cardiac muscle cell development; heart morphogenesis
Source: RefSeq, a predicted model, not a curated record